Populus euphratica (Euphrates poplar) is the source of this 2949-nucleotide messenger RNA. Its product is annotated as periodic tryptophan protein 1 homolog. Gene Ontology annotation, biological process: rRNA processing. Gene Ontology annotation, cellular component: nucleus. The transcript is spliced from 17 exons. NCBI's taxonomy places the organism in Eukaryota, Viridiplantae, Streptophyta, Magnoliopsida, Malpighiales, Salicaceae. The record is from RefSeq and is a predicted model, not a curated record. Gene Ontology annotation, molecular function: protein binding. Bases 1254 to 2720 code for a protein of 488 amino acids.
UUUCUUUGUUGAGAUUUAUUAUUGCAUGCAAUUGCUGCAUAUUUUGAAUGAUUCCCUCUUUUUUCCAUGCUUUUUGAGCUCGUCUUCGGAUUGGAACAAAUAAUUGAAAAAAAUAUUCAUUUGACAACCAUCCUUUAGAUCACCACUAAUUUGUUUUGGGUCCAUAGUUGAUUGCCGGUAGGCACGAUGCAACACUGGAGGAGCUAUUAUUUUACAACUUACAAGUAAAUCAAACUCAGUUCAUUUAAACAUAAAGAAAAAACAAGGAAGAUGAUUGAAAUCUCUGUUAAUAUUGUAGUGAUUAUGGAGUUACUAUUGGUAAUGGUUUCUGGGUUUUUACCUUUUUCUUUGGUUUUUCGUUAUAGCAUCAAUGUAUUUUGUCUGAACCCUGUUGUGGAAGAGGUAGCUGUUUGCAUAUAUAUUGAGGAUUCACUUCUAGAGUAGGAACCAUAUCAAAGAUGUACUGCUAAAAGCUUCGGGAAGUUCAUAUUAUUCUGUUUCGAUUUGGGAACUGAAUAAUGUCAACUAGAAUCGAAUUUCUUUCUAUAAUUGCACUUUGAUGUUAGAAACCGUAACUUUUGAAUCUAACCAUUGAAACAUCACAGUUAUGUGGUCUUUUUUGUUUUCCCUAGCAUAAAGAAGAUAAAUUCCUAUCAAAAGUUGUUGUUACUCUGCAUUUUAAGGUUCUGACUUUACCAUUUCUUGGAUCUUUUUUGUAGAGAACUUGUUCAUGCAUUUAUUUAUUUUAAUCAGACAAUCUUUGAAUCUGUUUUCAGUCUUUUUUUACCUUUGCAAACAUUAUUAUUAUCAAUUCAUGCUUUACGUCCUUUCCACAAAAUCUUGAGAUGAUUUUGUGUUUGUUCAUAAGUAUUUUGUUUCUGAUAAUUAAGUUGUGAAUUUAAAAAGUCAUUUUGAAGAUAAAUGCAACUUUUAAUCUAUUGAUGUUAAUUAAUCAUGCUAGUAUAUAUGUUAAUGUGAUAUUUUAUGCUAAAAUAACCAUAUUAACGUGUGUCUUGGUUCUAGAUCCAGGUUGAUCCGAUUUGACCCGGGUUGACCCACCAAACCCAUGACUCGGUAAUUUUACCUGGUCAAUGGCCGGGUCGGGUUUUAUAACUAUGGGUUUUAGGGUAUAAAUAUAAUAUAAAAAGCAAUGCUUGAAACAGAGCAUCCAGCACAAAACCCACAAGCAAAUUUCUUUCACUCAUUAACAUAUAAUCAACAAGGAAAAAAAAUUUGAGCUUUGAAGAGGAAUAAUGAUAGCAGCAGUUUCGUGGGUACCCAAAGGGGUUGCAAAGUCUGUACCAAGUGUAGCAGACCCACCUUCAAAAGAGGAAAUUGAAGAGCUGAUCAAAGCUAGUGAUUUAGAGAGAAGUAGAGAAGAUAGUGGCAGCGAGGAAGAUGACCAGGAAAUGGAUGUUGAUGCUGCCAAGCAGACCGGUGAAGUAAGCCAAGCAUUAGCUGUAGCAAGUGCACUUGGCAGAAGUUCCAAAGUUAACAAGUCAGAGACCAAAUUUGAUGACAUAGCAGAUGGUCUGCAGGAACUUGAUAUGGACAACUAUGAUGAUGAGGAGGAUGGUAUUGAGCUGUUCAGCACAGGACUUGGGGACCUUUACUACCCAAGUAAUAGCAUGGACCCGUACAUCAAGGAUGAAGAUGAUGAUGAUUCUGAAGAUCUUGAAGACAUGGCUAUCAAACCAAAGGAUGCAGUCAUUGUUUGUGCAUGCAACAAGGAUGAAUUUAGUAACCUUGAGGUUUGGAUAUUGGAUGAAACAAGUGAUGGUGAUUCAAACAUAUACGUUCACCAUGAGGUUCCCCUUUCAGCAUUUCCCCUUUGCACAGCAUGGCUUGAUUGUCCACUUAAAGGGGGAGAAAAAGGGAAUUUUAUAGCUGUUGGGUCAAUGGAACCUGCCAUUGAAAUAUGGGACCUUGACAUUAUUGAUGAAGUGCAACCAGCUGUGGUAUUAGGUGGCAUUGAAGAGAAAAAAAAGAAAAAAGGGGAAAAGGUGCCAAUUAAAUACAAAGAAGGCAGUCACACUGAUUCUGUCCUUGGUCUUGCUUGGAACAAGCAUUUCAGGAACAUCCUUGCCAGUGCUAGUGCCGACAAACAAGUCAAAAUUUGGGAUGUGGAUGCUGGAAAAUGUGACAUUACCAUGGAGCAUCAUACAGACAAGGUUCAAGCAGUUGCAUGGAAUCAUCAUGAGCCACAAGUUCUUCUCAGUGGAUCCUUUGAUCGUUCAGUAGUCAUGAAGGAUGGAAGGUUGCCUUCAGAUCCUGGUUUCAAGUGGUCGGUCACAGCUGACGUUGAAAGCUUGGCCUGGGAUCCGCAUGAUAAGCAUUUAUUUGUGGUGAGUCUUGAAGAUGGUACAGUUCAAGGUUUUGACAUCCGUGCUGCCAAGUGUGGAUCAGCUUCUGACCUUAAGCCUAGUUUUACCCUCCAUGCACAUGACAAAGCUGUUUGCACAAUCUCUUAUAAUCCUUUAGCACCUAAUCUUCUUGCUACUGGAUCAACAGAUAAAAUGGUAAAACUCUGGGAUCUGUCCAACAACCAACCCUCGUGUUUAGUAUCCAAGAAUCCUAAAGCAGGAGCUAUCUUUUCUGUUUCCUUCUCAGAGGACAACCCUUUUCUGCUCGCUAUUGGAGGCUCCAAGGGGACAUUGGAACUAUGGGAUACAUUGUCUGAGGCCGAGGUUGCUAGAAGAUUUGGAACCACAGCAAGCUGAAAUCACCGCUGGCUUCAUUGAUCAAGAAGAUAAAAGACCUAUGCUCCUGCUAGAAGAUUUGGAACCACAGCAAGCUGAAAUCACCGCUGGCUUCAUUGAUCAAGAAGAUAAAAGACCUAUGCUCCUUGUAAAAUUUGCGAGCUACAGCAAAAGCCACAUGGCCUUGUUAUGAGCAUGAGUCUGGGCAGAAAUUCUUUUAUCUUGUCGGAUAGAUAUCAUCACAUAAUUA